Molecule: messenger RNA, 2468 nt
Organism: Jaculus jaculus (lesser Egyptian jerboa)
Lineage: Eukaryota; Metazoa; Chordata; Mammalia; Rodentia; Dipodidae
Gene: Pdgfc
Product: platelet derived growth factor C
Exons: 6
Coding region: 27-1064 (345 amino acids)
Biological process (GO): platelet-derived growth factor receptor signaling pathway; positive regulation of ERK1 and ERK2 cascade; positive regulation of MAP kinase activity
Cellular component (GO): membrane
Molecular function (GO): growth factor activity; platelet-derived growth factor receptor binding
Source: RefSeq, a predicted model, not a curated record
ACUGAGCUCUCGCCCCCGGCAGCCCAAUGCACGUCCUCGGCCUCCUGCUCCUGCUCACAUCCGCCCUGGCCGGCCGGAGUCCCGGCGCUCGCGCGGAGGCCAACCCCAGCGGCAAGUUCCAGUUCUCCAGCGACAAGGAGCAGAACGGAGUACAAGAUCCCCAGCAUGAGAGAAUUAUUACUGUGUCUACCAAUGGGAGUAUCCACAGCCCGAAGUUUCCUCAGGCUUACCCAAGAAAUACAGUGUUGGUUUGGAGAUUAGUAGCAGAAGAAAAUGUGUGGAUACAGCUUACAUUUGAUGAAAGAUUCGGGCUGGAAGACCCUGAGGAUGAUAUAUGCAAGUAUGAUUUUGUAGAAGUUGAGGAACCCAGUGAUGGAACUGUGUUAGGGCGUUGGUGUGGCUCUGGGGCUGUGCCAGGAAAACAGAUUUCUAAAGGAAAUCAAAUCAGGAUAAGAUUUGUGUCGGAUGAGUAUUUUCCUUCUGAACCCGGGUUCUGCAUCCACUACAAUAUCAUCAUACCACAAGUCACAGAAGCUGUGAGCCCUUCAAUGCUGCCCCCUGCGGCCUUACCACUUGACCUGCUUAAUAAUGCCGUGGCUGCCUUCAGCACCUUGGAGGAUCUCAUCCGCUAUCUUGAGCCUGACAGGUGGCAGCUGGACUUAGAAGAUCUGUACAGGCCAACGUGGCAGCUUCUGGGCAAAGCUUUUGUGUUUGGAAGAAAAUCCAGAGUGGUGGAUCUUAACCUUCUCAAAGAGGAGGUAAGACGCUACAGCUGUACACCUCGCAACUUCUCGGUGUCCGUAAGGGAAGAGCUGAAGAGAACAGACACCAUUUUCUGGCCAGGCUGUCUCUUGGUUAAGCGCUGUGGUGGGAACUGUGCCUGUUGUCUCCACAAUUGCAAUGAAUGUCAGUGUGUUCCCAGCAAAGUGACGAAAAAGUAUCAUGAGGUCCUUCAGUUGAGACCAAAGACUGGAGUCCGGGGAUUGCACAAGUCUCUGACCGACGUGGCCCUGGAACACCACGAGGAGUGUGACUGUGUGUGCCGGGGGAACUCGGGAGGGUAGCGCACCCCCCCCCCUGUGUCUGCCCCCACCCCCAGGAGCUGUGAUGGGCGGCCGCGGGUUGCAUUAGAGACCUUCUGCAUUAUCUCCAUCCAAAAUCUCAGUUAAUUUUGCUCAAGGACCUUCCAUCUGCAGCGUGCUCUGAAAGAAGAGACACUGCACAAAGAGAGGAGGAAUGCAUCAGGACUUCUCAGAGGGGACACCCAAGGACAGGACAGGUCUGCAAACAUGGACAAAAGCAAAACGUUUGUAGAUCGUUAGGCAGCCCCACAGUGCGCAUGUUCCUGUUCUGCUAAUGGGAUUUUCUAUUUCCUUUGUGUCAAUAUGACUUAGGUGACGUCAGAACAAGAAAAAAAAAAAACAGAAAAGUAAGCACAUGAUGGUGAACAUUACAGAAAAAAUUUGGGAUUUUCGCCUCUUAUAUUUGCAUAUGUAAAUCAGAAUGUGCCGUGUGCUACAAACCUGGCUUUUAAGAGAACUAUGUCGCUAUGAUUGAUACUGGUGCGGUGCUGAUAAAAGAGACUGGAUUUUCCAUGCUCAUUAAAAUGCCUGUCUUUUACAAAGAGAGAACUACUUCUGGGUUUGGAGAAGGCAAACCUGAAAAGAGAGAGAGAGAGGCCUUGUCUUCCCUUACCUCUGAGGUGGUUGAUGUUUUAUUGUGUACAUUUUUAUAUUCUCCUUUUGACUUUAUAACUUGGCUUUUCUAAUCUUGUUAAAUAUAUCUAUUUUUACCAAAGGUAUUUAAUAUACUUUUUUAUGACAACCUAGAUCAACUAUUUUUAGCUUGGUAAAUUUCUUUUCUAAGCAGAAUUGUUAUAGCCAGAGAGGCAAAGAUGUUAUUAAAUAUUGUUGCUCUGACAAAAGACAUGUAUUUCCUUCUUGUAUGGUGAAAAUUUUUUGCAUAGAGGAAUAUGCAUUUUAAAUGUGGGAGGUGGGAAAGGAAUAGGAUUGGUUUUAAGUCAUGAAGACUUUUUGAAAGUAAUUUAAUUAUCAACAAUUCCACUUGUCAUUCAGAUCAAGUCAUUCCUAACCUAACCCUCUUUGUAGGGAGUAUGAGCCUAGUUCACUAGAAUGAAAAUUGCCUUAAUGAAAGAGACGUGCAGGCUUCAUGACGGCGAGCUGUGUCAAGCUGUGCUGUUUGGACACAUCCUAUUUAUUGAGAUGCUGGGAGUUUAUAAACAUUAAGCCCUGCUCCAUACGCUUGUAUAAUACAUGGAUAUUUUAUGUACAGAAGUACAACCUUUAACUAAUUCACUCUUUGUACUCUUUGGCAAGUAAAAAAAAAAUCAGUAUAAUAUUUUGCUUGUAAAAUGCUUAAUAUCGUGCCUAGGUUAUGUGGUAACUAUUUGAAUUAAAAUGUAUUGGAUCAUCAAAUAAAAGAAUAUGGCUAUUUGGGGGAGAAACUAA